Messenger RNA from Lingula anatina, 1356 nucleotides. Its product is annotated as galactosylceramide sulfotransferase-like. NCBI's taxonomy places the organism in Eukaryota, Metazoa, Brachiopoda, Lingulata, Lingulida, Lingulidae. Gene Ontology annotation, cellular component: membrane. The record is from RefSeq and is a predicted model, not a curated record. Gene Ontology annotation, biological process: glycolipid biosynthetic process. Gene Ontology annotation, molecular function: galactosylceramide sulfotransferase activity.
AAUUAGGAACAUUCAGCAUUCCCUGUCGCAGUCUGCCUACAACGUAUCUCCCAUAAAAUGCCUCCCAAAAGGACAAUGCCAGCCUACCCGACAUAUUAUGUUUCUAAAAGUGCAUAAAUGCGGUUCAUCUACCGUGGCUAAGAUUUUACAACAGGUUACCCGUAAAUAUACAUUAAGACCUCUGCAUCCUAAAGGCAAAUUUUUUCACCCAUGGACAUCUAGAAAGGAUAUGAUCCGGAGGAAAAUAACUGAAAGCGACGCCAACUAUAACCCAAAUAUAACGUAUGAUAUCAUUUUCAAACAUAUGUUUUUUGACUCAAAAGUAAUAGAAAGCAUGAUGCCAAAUGAUACGUUUUAUAUCGGAAUAGUUCGCGAACCAUUUUCCCAGUUUCAAAGCGCCUUCAAUUUUUUUCGUAUUGCGGAGAUAUUCAAUAUGGAAAAUUUCACGAACCCUAUCGUGGAAUUUAUGGAAAAUCCAUACAGGUAUUGGAGCGACGACUAUGUCACAAACCAUAUAGGCUUCUUGAGAAACGGCAUGAUGUAUGUGUACGGGUUCCCAGAUGAUAGAACUGAUCUCAGGAACAACGACAGAUUUAUUGCUGAGUACAUCAGUUUCUUGGAACAGAAAUUUGAUUUUGUAAUCGUCUUAGAAAUGUUUGAUGAAAGUUUGGUGUUACUACGCCGUUUGCUAUGCUGGGACAUGGACGACAUCUUAUAUGCUGUAAGAAACAAACGGGAAUAUGAAUACAAAAACGUGAACGAUGAAAUGACAUUGAAGAAACAUGGGAUGUGGAGCAAAGCUGACUAUCAGUUAUAUAACCACUUCCUUACCAAGUUACGAAACACUGUUUUGUUACAAGGGUCAGACUUUGAUCGUGAGGUGUCGCUCUUCCGUCGAGCAAUCGCGGUGCUCAGCAAAUGUAAGCUUGAGCAUUUUAAGGAUUGCAAAAGAGAACUCAGCAAUCAAGUAUCGGGCAUAUAUGCCCAUUGUUAAAGCUUCAGCAAGUGAUGGGCAACGAAGGUCUCGAAAAAUCAUGGAAAUACAUAAAUAGGAAAUUGUGUGGGGUCUAGGUGUUAUUGACUGGAGUUAAGAUGAUAUUAGAUAAUUUGAAACUGUGCAGACAUAUUUUCAUAAAUUAUUUUAUCACUCACGCUAUUUAGGUUUUAACUGAUGAGGGCUGUUCUGUUAUUCAAGAUUAUUAUCAUAGUGCUUGCAUUCAACUGGUGUUGUUAAACCUAUGAAAUAGACGGAAUGCGACUGUAUAGCAUAUGUGAAUAAUCAUCUUUCUUCAACAACACGAGAGGGCCUUCCCACAGUAAUUUCUCCCAGAAAUUCUAAAUAUUCAUUCAUCCUUA